AUGUCAAGGAAGCGUUCUAAGCCACAGACAGACAACGACAUCAACGGCGCUAAGCUUGCAAGAGGCUCCCCUACCCCUGUACUCGUCACCAGCAGCCCUUACUUCAGCAGGGGCGAGGUAGCAGGGGGAAGCCACGGAGAGGAACGGAGAGCAGGGACACUGAGGAGUCGUUUUUUUGACCAGGAGUGUGUCGAGUUGGCCAGGGCUCUGCUGGGCAAGGUGUUGGUGCGGGUGGUGGAGGGCCAGAGGGUGUCGGCGAGGGUAGUGGAGACAGAGGGGUAUCUCGGAGGGCCCGACGCAGCCUCUCACAGCAGCGGGGGGAAGCGCACACCCAGGAAUGAGCCCAUGUACAUGAAGCCGGGGACUGCCUAUGUGUACAGCAUCUACGGCAUGUAUCACUGCUUCAAUGUGUCCAGCAGAGGGGAUGGUGCGUGUGUGUUGGUGAGAGCUGCUGAGCCCCUGGAAGGCCUGGAGGUGAUGGUGGAGGGGCGGGGGAAGCGGAGAGGGGCCAGCGCACCCCCACUCAAACCCCACCAGCUGUGCAAUGGCCCUUCCAAGCUGUGUCAAGCCCUCGCACUCACAAAGGACUCGGCGAACAAGUUAGAUCUGUCUGUGUCGGAGGAGUUCUGGGUGGAGGAGGAGGAGGAAGAGCUGAAGAAGGAAGAGGCAGAGGAGGGAUGCGAUGGAGGAAGAGGAGGAGGAGCGGCACAGGAUAAGAUCGUGGUGAGUGCAAGGAUUGGUGUUGACUCUUAUGGCGAGGAAUGGGCGAAAAAGCCUCUCAGGUUCUAUAUUUUGGGGAACAAGUGUGUGAGUGUGAGGGACAAGGAGGUGGAGAAGGGAAUGCUGGGCUGAGAGAGAGAGAGAGAGAGAGAGAAAGAGAGAGUGUGUGUGUGUGUGUGUGUGUGUGUGUGUGUGUGUGUGUGUGUGUGUGUGUGUGUGUGUGUGUACUUGACAAAAAAGAGAAAGGAUGAUUAGGUAAUACGAGACCAAAAAAUGUGCAUACUUUUAAGACCACAAAAUACACUUACUGGACCCACUGAAAUGACCACCACCACCACCACCACAACAAUCUCACUCAAACCUCCUUUACACAUAUAUUUUGACACACACAUGCACACACACACACACACACACCUGCAAUAUAUAAUGUAAUCAAAUGUGUUUCAAAUGUGCAUAAGCAUUUAUUUAAUUAUUUUUUGUACUGAGAUAAGUCUAAUUUAGCUAAUGUAGUUUUGUACUGAGGUGAUAAAAACAGAAUACAAAAACAUCGUAAAUAAUUCCAUCCUUUGCUGUGGUAAUUUAAGGCAGUGUAUGGAAUGACCACCCUAUCAAUACCUUAUACACACCCUGCCAAGCCUCACAUCCUCCCUUACCCUACACUUUCCCAUCUAAAAUCACACCCCUCCUUCCCCUUCCCCUAUCCCGAUCCCCUGCUGUAAAUACCUCACUCCCUGCCAUUAUACCCAUUCACCCCCUGCUGUACUACUCUUUCUUACCCUGUCAUUACCCUACACACAUACCCUGUCAAGCCUCACAGCCUCUAUCACAUCCCCUCUUCCCCUGCAGUUCAUACCCCUCAUCCUACCAUUACUUGUCAUUCAUUUUCACUACAUGUCUAAACCAUCUCAGAGCACACCAGUCACGAAUAUGCACAGUGGAAAUGACCAAUAUAAGAGGUGUAUGUUAUGCGUUAAGGUGGGUUGGAGGGAGUAACAGUGUACAUAAAUGUUUUGGUGGGUGAAACAGUGAUGCAGUGUGUGGAGUGCUUGAAUGGGUGAUAUGUGGUACUCUUGAGAUAGUUUGGACAUGUGACGGGCUGUAUUACAAGGCAAACCCGGGAAGUUUCGGGUUCCUACAAAGGUCGGUUUAGGGGUCGUACUACAGGUCCAAUCCAAGAAGUUUCAGGUCCCUACAGAGGUAUUCAUCCCGAACUCUGUAGGGACCCGAAACUUCUUGAAUUGGACUUGUAGUACAGCUCCUAAACCGAUCUUUGUAGGGACUCAAAACUUUUUGGGUUUGACUUGUAGUACUGCCCGUGAUAAGAAUGAAUGACGCACUGUGGAAGCAAUCAAAGUGUGGGAGAGAUUUGGUGUGGAUGAAAUGGCAAAGUGAAUGUAUAGUGGAGUGGUUGAAUGAGAUAAUUUGAACAUACGAUAGAAGAGUGAAUGAUAAAAACUGAUAAAAUGAUAGAAAAAAAUUGAUGAGGAUGACUUUGUGUAGAGAGCGUAAGAGAUACCAGUGAAAUAAAUACAUAGAAAGGAUAAGCACUAGUGAGGGUUGGCAGACAGGGGAAUGAUGAGCCAAAGGGCGAUGCUGGAAUAGGGAAAGCUGGAGUUGUUUCCGCUGUGGCUACUCGAUUGUGAAAAGCUUCAGUGAGGGGAAAAGGCAUUGGAGUUGUAAAUAGAUAGAACAACCCAUGUUAACCCGGUAGCAGCGGGUAAAUACAUUAAAAAAAAAAGUGGAUGAUGGUAAGAUUAAACAUACCGUCAUUACCCUGAAUAUAACUUGCGUGUAAAAUAUAAAUACAUAAAAGAAAAAAAAGUUGAUGGUAAGAUUAACCUGAUAGUAUGGGGGAUCAUGUUUCUUAAUGGUCCCUCUAAGUGAGAAAAAUGAGAAAAAAUCAUCACUCACACAAACCAUUUCAUAAUAUAUAUCAAAGCAUUUGUGAUCAGAUUAUGUAUCAUCUAUUUUUUGGGGUUUAUAUCAUGGCACAAAUUUGGCCCGUCGCUGCUACACGGUAAAGCCACAGACUUGGCCCGUCGCUGCUACCGGGUUAAUAUUGAACAGCCACGGCGACAUCACACUUCACAACACUCAUUUGGCAGCAUUCCUUCUUCACCCUUUUUCUAAGAUUAAGAGGAUGAGCAUAAAUUAAACACCUAGUUAUAAUACUUGCAAACUUUUAAUAAUUGUACAAACAGGAAUACAAUGUUCGGAGGCUUUGGUAAGGCAGGCCAUUAUUCUGACACAGGAAUAGCAGCAUAUUCCUUAAAAAACACAGGCUAGAUAUGCUACACACACACACACACACACA
This is a messenger RNA of Eriocheir sinensis (Chinese mitten crab), 3034 nucleotides long. RefSeq names its product DNA-3-methyladenine glycosylase-like. Gene Ontology annotation, molecular function: DNA binding; alkylbase DNA N-glycosylase activity. NCBI's taxonomy places the organism in Eukaryota, Metazoa, Arthropoda, Malacostraca, Decapoda, Varunidae. The transcript has 5 exons. Bases 1 to 852 code for a protein of 283 amino acids. Gene Ontology annotation, biological process: base-excision repair. The record is from RefSeq and is a predicted model, not a curated record.